Messenger RNA from Moneuplotes crassus, 356 nucleotides. The record is from the annotation of a GenBank genome assembly. Lineage: Eukaryota; Ciliophora; Spirotrichea; Euplotida; Euplotidae.
UCAUAAUUUUCUUCAUAUCCAUGUCCUUUCCCCACCUUUAUUGUACAGGGAGCCUAAUCAUUCCUGUCUUUAAGCUAUGAUCGAGCUUAAAAUCUGCCAUCUUCUGGAUGAGACCAUUAAUAUCUGCAGUGUCCUCUUCAGGUGGUAUAAUCCUAUUCCUGUGAAGAUCGAGUUGGGUUAUCAAAGGCUGUGCAUUAUCAAGGUAGUCAAGAUGGUCAACAGUGAUCCUACACUUCAUAACCUGUAUAUUUGAUGUACUAUUCCAGGCGAUCAAGAUCCUCGCAUAGUCUUUAUGCGAUAUCGUGAGUCUAGAGCAGAUUCUCAGUAUCUUGAAGUAUAAUCAUUACAGCCGUAAC